UAAACCGGUACGUGCAAAAAAAUUCCUUAGUUGGAAAAGAUCCGUACCUGCUGAAAAUGGAUCACAAUACACUCCCUGAAUGCGUGACAUAUGAAUCGAUUAUAGAAUACGCACUUCAUAAGAAAUCGUCAUAUACUGGAGAAAGCAUGCACUGUUUCAAAGCGGUAGAAGCAAAGCAACGUUUCGAAAGCGGCAUGGUGAAACUGGUAGAAGGAACAAUACAGGGAGGUGAACAUGUCAUUCGAGGAAAGGUGAUGCAUUCAAUGAGCAUGAAUGAGCCAAAUUUGAAUCCGUGGAUUAUCAUCAAGGCACAUGAAAUCGUGAGUGCACAUUGUGAUUGCACGGCCGGAAUAGGGGAAGUCUGUUGUCACGUCGGUGCAAUUCUGUACUAUCUUACAAAAAUACAUCACUCUUCGUUGGCUAAGCAAGCUUGUGAAACAUCUGUCACCGAUGUGGAGCAGCAAUGGGGCAGGCCGAAAAAGACGUUGCGUGAAAACUUGCAGCAGCCGGUUGAAGACAUGGACUUUGGUUAUAAUCUAAACAGCACAGAUGCAGCAUACGGCAAUGUACCUACUUUUGACUUUGUUUCUAUCAACAGUAUGCUUCAAGAGCUUAACCAAGCCGAUGUUCAGUGUACUGCCAUGCAAAUGUUCUGCACAAGCGACAUCAAAUGCUAUAGAUGCCACCAAAAGGAAAAUGACGAUGAAGCUGAAACGAGCCUGUUACUGAACGGGUUGUACCUCGAAUCUUAUCUGGAUCAGCCUAUCGAACGACUAAGGUUCUACGCUAUUCAGAUACAUAGCAAACUGCUCGACCUGAUGACCGAAGAAGCUCAAACACAUAUAGAAAUUAAAACAAGAGGACAAUGUAAGUGCGACACGUGGAAGACUUUUAGGAUUGGCAGAAUAACAGCAUCUAUUUUGAAAAAAGUAGUGUCGACCAAUAUUAAUACUCCAUCGAUGUCGCUCUUGAAAACGAUUUGCUACCCUGACACGGCGUAUUUUACUACACAAGCAACAACGUACGGAAAAAAUAUGGAAAAGGUUGCUCUAAGAAUACUGUCCGUAUAUCUAACGAAAACUCAUGGCCAAGCAUCUGUUGUUGAAACAGGGUUAAUUAUAAGCCGACAACACCCUGAGGUAGCAGCAUCUCCAGACGGGCUUUUGUUAUGUGCUUGCUGCAAGAAAGUUCCCCUCGAGAUAAAAUGCCCUUUUAAAUUCAAAGACGAAACAGACGUUCUCCUGAAACUUACCCGAAAGCCGCAACCUUACUUAAGAAAAACAUCUGAGGGAUUCGAGCUGAUCGAAUCACAUGACAAUUAUGCUCAGGUGCAAGCUCAGAUCGCUUUGACCGAAGCCAAUUUCGGUUAUUUUUACGUUUGGACCAAGCAUGAAGAUGUGCUCAUCAAAGUACCCAAAGAUGAGGAAUAUUGGAAUGAAGUCGUUACCAAAGCGAAUACAUUUUUCAUAGCAGUGAUUUUGCCUGAGCUACUAGGUAAAUAUUACACAAGAGAACGAAAAUAAUGGUGUUUUUAACAAUGUUCAUAUUGAAUAAAAUAAACCGUGUUUUACU
Molecule: messenger RNA, 1572 nt
Organism: Aedes albopictus (Asian tiger mosquito)
Lineage: Eukaryota; Metazoa; Arthropoda; Insecta; Diptera; Culicidae
Exons: 2
Coding region: 57-1523 (488 amino acids)
Source: RefSeq, a predicted model, not a curated record